GUUCGUGACAUCUAUUUGCACGAUUCCGUGGAUAUAACAAGCACGAAAAAAAGAAAAAAGAAUUCAUUGUCACGGGAACAAUGGACCCGAAAGAUUUGGAAAUUGUUGGAAUUAUAGCAUUCGAUGGUACAGUGCAGAGCGGACUUCAGGUUCACCCUGAUGAGAAGCACAUACUGUACCCCAUGGGAACGAAAAUCACAGUGAAAAACAUUGAUACAGGAAAGCAGACAUUUUUAACCGGCCACACGAACGUGAUUUCCGCUCUGAGCGUUUCUCCGUGCGGCAAAUUCAUCGGAUCGGGACAAUUGACGUAUUUAGGAUUCAAGGCGACUGUCAUUAUUUGGGAUUACGAAAGCAAGAGUAUAAAAGGACGUCAUGAAAUUCACAAAGUGAGCGUCGAGAAUUUGUGCUUUACCUGCGAGAGCAACUAUCUCGUAAGCCUCGGUGGCAAGGACGAUGGAAAUGUCGUAAUUUGGGACGUUUUCAACAACGAAGCCAUUUGUGGUUCCGUGGCAAGUAAUGAAACUGCUGGGAAUGCUUUCACGAUUGCACGCAUGAACAUUCGUGAUCAAUGCUUCAUCACCGGUGGAGAUACAACUUUGAAGGUCUGGCGGAUAAAUCCUGAGACGAGAAAGGUUUUCGGUGUUAAUGUCAAAGUUGGAAAACUCAGGCGCACUGUAAACUGCAUUGUUGUUGAUACCCGGGAUGAGAUGGCUUAUUGUGGCACGUCUUCUGGAGAUAUCAUCAAAGCAAGAUUGAACUACUAUCACAAUUUGGAUAUUAUGGAGCCGGUCCAAUCACCAAUAAUGGUCGGUUGCUACUCAAAAAUUCCAAAGGAACCAAAAAAAUUGAAAGACGGUGAGGGUCAGCUGUAUUCCGGCGGAGUGACAAGUCUUCUCCUGUUGGACGAUGACAAACUGGUCGUCGGUGCUGGUGACGGGAGCGUCGAGAGUGUCGAAAUAGUCGAAGGAUCUUUCAAUUUUUCUGGCAAAUCAGUCAAGUUGCCCAGUACACCGCAAAUUCGUGUUCAUGCUACCGAAUACGUCAAAAGUGCAGUUACUUCAAUGUUGCUGUACGACACGAACUCGGUACUUGUAGGAACCGCUGCUUGUGAUAUUUAUCUAAUAAACUUAUCGGAUUUUGAUACUCGGCUCAUAGUCACUUGUCACAGAAAUACGAUCUACGACAUAGCUUUCCCGAGUGGUUUCUCCGAAAUAUUUGCAACCGGAUGUAAAAACGACAUAAGAUUGUGGCAUCUGGAAUCCCACAGAGAAUUGCUACGAAUAACCGUUCCAAAUUUUGUCUGUACGAAUUUGUGCUUCACUCAAAACGGCAAAAGUCUCAUCUCCGCCUGGAACGACGGAAUCGUGAGGGCUUUCAAGCCGACAAAUGGCCAGCUCAUAUUCGCCAUUAACAACGCUCAUAUUAAGGCUGUUUCCGCAAUAUGCGUAACGAGGGAUGGGACACGCCUCGUCACCGGUGGCUGCGACGGACAGGUGCGUAUUUGGAGCUUGUUUCCGGAAGUACAGCGACUAGAGAGCAUCAUGAAGGAACAUCGGGGCCCCGUGACGUCAUUGCAAAUGUCAUCGAAUGAUACCGAAGCCAUAAGUUCCAGUACUGACGGUAUUUGUAUCAUCUGGGACAUAAAUCGUUGUCUAAGGAAACAGGUACUAAUGGGAAACACGAUGUUCAUGUCGGCUCGAUUCAGUCCAAACGGUGUACAGGUACUGACCUGUGGGACCGAUCGUAAAAUUGCUUAUUGGGAAACCCUCGACGGAUCAUUGAUACGCGAACUGGAAGGUUCAUCGGCCGGUGGAUUGAACUGUCUGGAUACGAGUCCUGAUGGCCGUUACUUCGUGACUGGCUCGAAUGAUUGUAUCGUUAAAAUUUGGGAGUACAACAGAGGGGAUACGACUCAUAUUGGUCUUGGACACGCGGCUAUUAUAACCGCUUGCAAAUUCAGUCCAGACAGCAAACAUAUCGUAACCGUAAGUGCGGACGGUGCUAUCAUGAUAUGGAAGUGCCCGUUCGAAGCUAAAUUCGAUGACCCCCCUGCCACACCAAGAUCACUCUCAACGUGCAGUCUUCGUGAAGAAGAAUGGAGAAAAUUACAUCUUCGUGAAAUGGAUAGGGACAGUGUCGCUAAUUUGAGCGGACGAUCCAAUCUCGCAGAGAGCGUACGAACUGUGCAUGAGAAUAAAAGCAAGGUGAACCUGUGCACGUAUGACCCAGCAAAGCCGAAACGAGGUGCUUGUCAAUGCCACUACGACGAGGAAAAAGAGUUAGCGAGCGAAAAGGGCACUCACAGAUCCGACAAAUCUUCUGGGAAAGCACACGGAGAUUCAAGUCGAAGUAAAAAAUCAUCCAGCAGUACUAGCAGCAGUAAGGGCAGCAGUAAAAGUCGCAGUUCGCAGAGUACAGGGUCAAGAGCUAGUGAUGGUUCUAAGAAACAUGAUAAAGCUUCUACCAAGGCACCUGAAACUCCAAAACUCAAUUUUACUGGUACCGGUACACCAGGGCCUGCCAAAAAUCCCUUAGAGAACCUCGAGUAAUCAAAAC
Venturia canescens is the source of this 2559-nucleotide messenger RNA. Its product is annotated as cilia- and flagella-associated protein 52. The transcript is spliced from 11 exons. Bases 81 to 2552 code for a protein of 823 amino acids. Lineage: Eukaryota; Metazoa; Arthropoda; Insecta; Hymenoptera; Ichneumonidae. Gene Ontology annotation, molecular function: protein binding. The record is from RefSeq and is a predicted model, not a curated record.